AUGAAAGAUUCGCAAGUUCAAGUUCUUCCAGCAUUAUCCAAUUCUCCAGAAAAUUUGGUUUUCGAGAAUAAACUAGUUGCUCAAGAUAAAUCUUACUUGAAUCGUACAUUCACUUACGACAUAGCCAAACGACAACGAUUACGGGAUUUCUCAAUGGAAGAUGCAAUAAGAGGUUUUUUACCUCGGGCCAAAAGCAGCGGACCACGUAAUACUUACAAAGAUGACUGCAGUAAACUGAAGACAAAAGAAUAUUUCUCCUGUACGUUACCGUCAUUGGAUAAUGGCCAUACAAUAGCAACUGCCGCAAACAAAUGUUGCACAUUGCGACCAUGGAGCCGUACACAAGAAGAGCUUAGAAAAUAUAAACAAACUCUUACUGAGUGUUCUAGCAAAGCCUUAUCAUGUCCAUUCAAAGAGAAUAAAAAAUAA
Messenger RNA from Auanema sp. JU1783, 429 nucleotides. NCBI's taxonomy places the organism in Eukaryota, Metazoa, Nematoda, Chromadorea, Rhabditida, Rhabditidae. The record is from the annotation of a GenBank genome assembly.